Messenger RNA from Bradysia coprophila, 931 nucleotides. RefSeq names its product larval cuticle protein A2B-like. NCBI's taxonomy places the organism in Eukaryota, Metazoa, Arthropoda, Insecta, Diptera, Sciaridae. The record is from RefSeq and is a predicted model, not a curated record. Gene Ontology annotation, cellular component: extracellular matrix.
UUGCAGGUAUAUCAUAUGAUAUAUAGCAACGUGCAUUAUAUCUACGCACAGAUAAAUCAGGUGCAGAUUUUGUUCAAUCUGAAUUCAAUCCAUCCAAGAAUAUCACACAGUACGGACAUGGCUUUCAAAAUAUUCGUUCUAGCUGCCUUGGUGGCCGUAUGCCAAAGCGUUGCCGUUUUACCCGGUGGACCAGUUUAUGGCGGAUACCCAGCUGUCGGAGUUGCUAAAGUGGCUGCCGUUGAUGACUAUGAUCCAAAUCCUCAAUACAGCUAUAGUUACGACAUUCAUGAUGCCAUUACCGGUGAUGCCAAGAGCCAACAAGAAACUCGUUCUGGCGAUGUAGUAACUGGAUCAUACUCUCUCAUUGAAGCCGAUGGCACUCGUCGUGUUGUUGAAUAUACCGCAGAUCCCCACAAUGGUUUCAACGCCGUCGUUCACAAAGAACCAGUAGCAACCAAAGUUGUCGCUCCAGUUGCCAAAGUUGUAUCGCCAUACGGUUAUGCAGCCCAUGGUUAUGCCGCCCCCGUUGCCAAAGUAGUAUCGCCAUACGGUUAUGGUGCACCAGUUGCCAAAGUUGUAUCACCAUACGGUUAUGGCGCUCCAGUUGCCAAAAUCGCUUCACCUUUGGGCUACCCAUACGGCUCACCUUACGGAUAUCAUUAAAACGGAUCGAAAAAAUGUGUGAUCACAGAUCGCGAAAUCAAAUUGAUUUGGAAGAGAAAUUGGUCCCAACUAAGAUUGUGGUAUUUCAAUGUGAUUAAAAAGAAAUGUGCGUGGGAUAGAUUUUCGAAUUGGUUUGGUUUUCGUUUGAUCUGCAAAUAUUUUGUAUAUAAUUCUUGUUGACGAUUGUGAAAAAGUGCCUAAUUUAAUGAUAUUAGCUUUAAGACUGUAUGACCGUGAGACAUUCAAAUAUACAAAAAAUUAAAAAAAA